This is a messenger RNA of Candoia aspera, 1627 nucleotides long. It is a transcript of the gene OTC, whose product is annotated as ornithine transcarbamylase. The record is from RefSeq and is a predicted model, not a curated record. NCBI's taxonomy places the organism in Eukaryota, Metazoa, Chordata, Lepidosauria, Squamata, Candoiidae. Gene Ontology annotation, cellular component: mitochondrion. The transcript has 11 exons. The coding region runs from base 124 to 1197 and encodes 357 amino acids. Gene Ontology annotation, molecular function: amino acid binding; ornithine carbamoyltransferase activity. Gene Ontology annotation, biological process: L-citrulline biosynthetic process.
AGUUGCAGUUUAAAUGCAUCCGGAUUCGAACUUCCGAAGGUGAUGAGUAAACUCCUCCAUUAACAUGAAUGGAGAAAGCGGAGGCGCGGUUGUAUACAUUCAAAUACAUACUUGGAAAUAAUUAUGGGCGGCAGUGCAGUUAGAUCCCUAUUCAAUGCAGCAAAUGUACACAAAAUCAACAAGUGUCUGGUACAAUGUAUUCGCUCUAAACAUGGGCAACCUGUUGAAACUUCCACUCGGUUAAAAGGCCAGGACCUCUUAACCCUACAGAACUAUACACCUGAAGAAAUAAAAUAUUUGCUUUGGGUAGCAUCAGAUUUGAAAAAAAGAAUCAAACACAAAAAAGAGUAUUUACCUUUAUUACAAGGAAAAUCUUUAGCCCUGAUUUUUGAGAAAAGAAGCACAAGAACUAGAUUAUCUACAGAGACAGGAUUUGCACUUCUUGGAGGACAUCCAUGUUUCCUUACGGUACAAGAUAUUCAUCUGGGUGUCAAUGAAAGCAUCUCUGACACAGCACGGGUAUUGUCAACCAUGACAGAUGCAAUCCUGGCCAGAGUAUAUAAACAUUGUGAUCUAAUCACAUUGGCAGAAGAAGCCGUAAUCCCAGUGAUAAAUGGAUUGUCUGAUUCUGAUCAUCCUAUCCAGAUAUUAGCUGAUUAUCUUACACUUCAGGAACACUAUGGGUCUUUGAAUGGAUUGACCCUCAGUUGGAUAGGUGAUGGAAACAAUGUUCUGAACUCUAUUCUGUUGAGUGCUGCUAAAUUUGGGAUGAAUCUUCAUGUUGCUACUCCAAAGGGUUUUGAGCCAGAUUCUACAAUAAUCAAAAUAGCUGAAGAAUAUUCUAUAAAGUACUGCACCAAAUUGCUUCUCACAACUAACCCACUGGAAGCUGCCAAGGGGGCCAAUGUUUUAAUUACAGACACAUGGAUAAGUAUGGGGCAAGAAGAAGAAAAACAAAAGAGACUGAAGGCUUUCCAAGGUUAUCAAAUAACAAUGGAGACUGGGCAAGAGGCUGCUCCUGACUGGACUUUUUUACACUGCUUACCCAGAAAGCCAGAAGAAGUUAAUGAUGAAGUAUUUUAUUCUCCAAAGUCAUUGGUUUUUCAAGAGGCUGAAAACAGGAAAUGGACUAUUAUGGCUGUCAUGGUUUCCCUGCUGACCAAUUAUUCACCACAGCUGCAAAUGCCUACAUUUUGAUUUUGAGGUUUCUGCAAAAGAAAAUAUUCUUUACCAUCAAAAUAAUUUGCUGUAUAAAGGCACUUCUUCUUUCAAAACCAAGAUCAAACCAGUGGUAAUUAUUUAACAAAACUGCAAAAGUUCCUGUCAUAUUUUCAUACUGCAUCUGUUCUAUCAUUUAAACAUUGCAGCUGCAUUUCUUUUUCUGUUGCCUUCCUGUUCUGCAAUCUGCAUUUUGAUUAGAUUCCCAUAUAGUUAAUAUUUUAGCGAAUGGAUCAUUUCAAAAUCCAGACAAUGGUUUGACAUUGCAGAGGUAGAAGUGACCUCAUAAACAUGUCCUAGAGCCAUUACUGUAAAAAUCACUGCAGUUUUCUCAAAAGCUUUCUUAUUUCCCUGCUGAUCUUGGAGAGUAUGACCAGACAUGUUCCUGUGCAUGGGGGAGGGGGGCGGG